Mesorhabditis belari is the source of this 216-nucleotide messenger RNA. The record is from the annotation of a GenBank genome assembly. NCBI's taxonomy places the organism in Eukaryota, Metazoa, Nematoda, Chromadorea, Rhabditida, Rhabditidae.
AUGGGCGACAAAUCGGCUUACAUGGGCGUUGGAGGAUACGAUGGAUUGACCGUCCACAAGAAUCAAGGAGGUAACGGUGGAUAUGCACGUGAGGAAUAUGCCUACCCUGCCUCCAGUGAAUCUAAUAAGCAAAGUGGACCCAGCUACUCUCCAUAUGGAGCUGGCAGCCAGGGAGUGACGCGUCCUCGCAACGACGUCUCCACCUACUUGGGUCCA